This is a messenger RNA of Melampsora larici-populina 98AG31, 1029 nucleotides long. RefSeq lists its product as uncharacterized. Lineage: Eukaryota; Fungi; Basidiomycota; Pucciniomycetes; Pucciniales; Melampsoraceae. The coding region runs from base 1 to 1029 and encodes 342 amino acids. The transcript is spliced from 5 exons. The record is from RefSeq and is a predicted model, not a curated record. Gene Ontology annotation, molecular function: oxidoreductase activity, acting on the CH-OH group of donors, NAD or NADP as acceptor.
AUGAAGGUUUUGGUUACUGGUAUAACUGGAUUUGUUGGAUCGCAUAUAGCCAAAGGUUUCUUAGACCUCAAUUGGGAGGUCGUAGGAACCGUACGUUCAGCAACGAAGGGAGAGACUCUUCUGAAACAACCUACUUUCUCUGGUGCUGCUCAAGCUCAACAAUUACGCUACAUAGUUGUUGAUGAUCUGGCCACUUACGACUUUUCUACGAGAUUGCAAGAUGUCGAUGCAAUCGCCCACACCGCUAGUCCAUGUCACUUCACUGGUAAAAGCCUCGAUGAAUAUAUCACCCCGGCCGUCAAAGGCACAUCAAAUUUACUUAUGGCCGCAAGAGAUUCACCUACAGUAAAAGCCGUUGCCGUCACCUCUUCAUUUGGAGCUGUCUUGGACUUUCGUAAACCUGCACUCGAACAAAGUGGAAAAACUUACACGGAGGAUGAUUGGUUUACGGGUACUUAUGAGGAAGCAGCGGCUCAGAAUCGAGCAGGCUUCUGGUAUGCUACUUCAAAAACUUUAGCCGAAAGAGAAGCAUGGAGGAUCAAAGACCUCGAAGGAACAAAAUGGAGUCUUGCCACGAUCUGUCCGCCUUCAAUUUACGGCCCGGUAAUCCACACUUCAAACCCUGACGACAUGAAUGUCACUUCCCGUAGACUUUAUAACAUUUUCUUUGGAAAUAUCAAAGAUGUCAUCAAGACAGAUUUCCCAGCAUUUAUAGAUGUUCGAGAUGUGGCGGACGCUCAUAUAAAAGCUAUACUUCAAAGAACCACAGAUAGAUUUUUGACCUCUGCCGCAUUAUAUGAUUUUCAAAAGGUGUCUGAUUUUGUACAUGAGAAAUUUGGUGAAGAAGCAAAACGAGCUCCAAUAGGUCAACCUCAUCAUUAUUUAAAACCUCAACAAGUUUAUUUGUUGGAUUCUUCAAAGGUUGUUAAUGUCUUGGGUUUAUCGAUGAGAUCCUUUAAAGAAACUAUUAGUGAUACUUUUAAGAAUUACUUACAAAUUAAUAAAGAUUUGACAUCAAGUAGAUCUUGA